UGUUUUUAUAUUAUGUGACAAUUUGUCAUCAAAUACUACGAAUACUAUAAAACAACGAGAGGUGGAGACCCUAUCCCAAUCAUGGCGUCGUAAUAAACGUUUUUUUUUUCCCGCGUGUGUCUUACUCACUCGCACUCCCACGCCCGCUCCAAUAUAUUCCUCAAUCUGUGUGUAACUCGCAGUGAACGAAAAAUGGCCGGUGGAAACGCCCCAGCAGCCUCUAAGGUGGCCUCGGUCUUCAUCGGACUCGGGUUUCUACUGUUUGUCGUGGGAUUUGGUGCCCCUUAUUGGGAGGAGUUCAUAUUGGGGGGACACGGUGGUUUGUGGCAGCGGUGUGGAGCAUUUUUGGGACUCGAUGGCUGCAAAUAUUACACUGAUCUAGAUGAUGUGGGGAAGGACACUUUUCUCCCCGACUGGUUUGAGUCCGUGAGAGUGUUCGAGGCGAUAGGACUGGUAGCCGCCCUGGUCGGACUUGUUUUCCUUCUGUUGUAUGUGUGUGUAUCAAAGACUGCCGGAAAUAAAAUCGUGGCCCUUCUCACUGCCAUCAUUACGCUAGGAACAGGGGGUGUUAUUCUUUUGGGUGUCAUCAUUUUUGGCUCCAAUAAAGACACGGAUAACUUAGACUGGGCCUUCGCCCUGGCCGCUGUCGGUGGCUGUUUUUACGUCAUUGCAGGAGUACUUCUCUUUGUUAGCAUGUGCUCUAAGUAAACUCAUUGUAUUUGUCAUUUUAUAGAAAUUAUACAUGAUUGCUUAUUUAUAAUUUACUUUUUUAUAUAUAUGUAAUAACGUAUUUUAUACGGUGCUGAUACAUGCACAUUUUAUAGCAAUAAAAUUUUAUUACAUUAAUAUUGUGUAUGUGUACAUGUGUUUAAAAAUAGAACAAGCUACAGUGUAAAUAAAAUCCUAUUAUAGUU
Messenger RNA from Saccostrea cuccullata (small rock oyster), 914 nucleotides. RefSeq lists its product as uncharacterized. Bases 193 to 708 code for a protein of 171 amino acids. NCBI's taxonomy places the organism in Eukaryota, Metazoa, Mollusca, Bivalvia, Ostreida, Ostreidae. Gene Ontology annotation, cellular component: membrane. The record is from RefSeq and is a predicted model, not a curated record. The transcript has 3 exons.